Molecule: messenger RNA, 636 nt
Organism: Clonostachys rhizophaga
Lineage: Eukaryota; Fungi; Ascomycota; Sordariomycetes; Hypocreales; Bionectriaceae
Source: the annotation of a GenBank genome assembly
AUGGCUCCCACAACCAAGGAAUCGCCCGCCUUCGACCCGAAAGACGUUACUGUCGUCUUCGUCCUCGGUGGCCCCGGCGCAGGAAAGGGCACCCAAUGCGCCAAGCUCGUCUCCGGCCAUGGUUUCAGCCAUCUCUCUGCGGGCGACCUUCUCCGCGCCGAACAGCAACGUGAGGGUUCAGAGUACGGCGACCUGAUCCGCGAAUAUAUCAAGGAUGGAAAGAUUGUACCCUCGGAGGUUACAAUCAACCUCCUCAAGAACGCCAUGCGAGAUAUCUUGACCCAAACUGGCAAGGCCACCGGCCGCUUCCUGAUCGACGGCUUCCCUCGCAAGAUGGACCAGGCCCACUCAUUCGAGGAGAUCGUCUGCCCCGCCAAGCUCGUACUCUUCUUCGACUGCCCCGAGAACGUCAUGGAGGAGCGUCUGCUCGAGCGCGGCAAGACGAGUGGCCGAUCCGACGACAACGCCGACAGCAUUCGCAAGCGGUUCAAGACGUUCGUCGAGACGAGCAUGCCCGUCAUUGACUACUACGAGAAGGAGGGCAAGGUCGUCAAGAUUGAUGCUACACAAAGCCCCGAUGCGGUCUACGCAAAGACUGAGGAGCUCCUCUCUCAAAGACUCGGUGCGGGGUUUUAA